Messenger RNA from Hippocampus comes (tiger tail seahorse), 1559 nucleotides. It is a transcript of the gene cunh16orf89, whose product is annotated as chromosome unknown C16orf89 homolog. The record is from RefSeq and is a predicted model, not a curated record. Bases 79 to 1146 code for a protein of 355 amino acids. The transcript has 8 exons. Gene Ontology annotation, cellular component: cytosol; membrane. NCBI's taxonomy places the organism in Eukaryota, Metazoa, Chordata, Actinopteri, Syngnathiformes, Syngnathidae.
UCAUGACGUCACGGUCACGACCCGCCCCCUGCAGGCUUUCAAGGACGCGUUCAAGUGUCUUCGGGGAGAGCUGCAAGCAUGCAAACGUCGAAACUGCGGUUGUCCGCCUUGGCGACGCUCUUGGCGGCGGCGUGUUUCUGCAGCUCGCGGGCGGAGGUGAUUGACGACGUGUUGGGGAGCCUCUCCAAGGGCGCCGCCUUCCUGGAACGCCAGCACCAGCACAUCAACCUGGACGGCGUGGUGGGCUUUCUCAUGCUGCAGGCUGAGCUGAAGGAGGCGGUGCGGACGUGGCCCCACUCUGACCCGGUCAGCUGGGCUCAGAGGACAGCGGCCGUGGAGCUGGUCAAGCAUCUGGACAGCAGCUUUGACAACGCGGUUGCCGCUCUGCGCCACAACGAUCCCAAGUACUACCAAGAGUUCGAGCCGCUUCUGUCAUGGAAGUUCUGGCAGGUUCGGCGGGAGCGCAGCAGCACCGACGCCAGCCUGGUGUACGCCGCCACCACCGCCAGCGAGUGCUACGAUGAGCAGCUCAGCGACAAGUGUCUCACGCUACUGCUCGGAACCUGGAAACAGAAGGGAACGCCGUGCAUCGUGACCAAGCCGUGCCGCGACACCAUGACCCAAUUCGGUUGUCCGCACUACUCGCUGUCCCACCAGCUGCUCUACUUCAUCAUCGGGAAAUUGAAAGGGUGUUCCAACCUGCUGAAGGGUGACACGCGAGCGUCCCGUGCCAACAUGACCGAGCGCAGCUACCAGAAGAUCUUCUGCUCCAACAUGAUGAAGACCAACCAGGAUAUCAUCGCCGACGGGCUCAGCCAGCAGACAGCCGACAUCUUCAUCGAGAACAUCCUCAUCUGCGGAUUGGCUGGCUUCUCCGACUUCUACAAAGCCGAUUGGCUGCAGCACAUCCUUCGGCUGCAGGACGUCGAGCUCGGCUGCUUCGGGCGUGACCGCAGCAUCAUCUCGCAGUGGAUCGGAGACGAGCUGCUGGAGCAACUGCAGCCUCAUCACCGCGUCAAGAGGAGGGAGAAGAUCCUUCCCGAUGGCUGCUCCAGUCACAUGACAGCGGUGGCGGUUGGCGCCCUGGGAGGAUAUUUAAACUUCUACCUGACGGAGCAGGACAUAACCAAGAGGCCCCUUUCCUGAUCGCCUGAUCCCACGGCACGCCUGAAACGGAAACUUUCUUCCUGCUCGCCUGCUUUUUCUCUUCGGGAAAUCUCAGACUGUAAAUCCAUUAGGACGGCAACAAAUAAUACAUUUAAGGUUGAGAAAGUCCCUCAGUGUCACGUAGAACUCCACGAAGGCCCCUUUUCAUCGAUACCUUUUUACCCUUUGUGUUCUUUGUGGACUGUCCUGCUCACAGACAAAAAAAAAAGUGAUAUAAAUAACAUCUAGUUAGAUGAACUGAGACAAAGCUGCCUGUAUUAUUUCCAUGUCAAUUAUUAUGUAUCGUAUGUGAAGCAUUAUACCGUAUAUUGUAAGUAUUUAAGGCUUUUUUUGUGCAUGAAGCAACAGUGUGUGUCGAACGAAACAUCCCACAUAAAAGGUCCACUUCAAGA